AUGGCAGAACAAAAUAUAAAAAUGCCAGAAGGGAAAGCUCCCCAUUUUCCCCAACAACCUGUUGCCAGACAAAAUGAUGAUGGAUCACUUGAAUUGGAAUGUUUUUUGGAAGCUCAACCUGUUCCGGACAUUAAAUGGUUUUAUGAAAAUAAUGAACUCAAAUCAAGUGAAAGAUUUUCUUUUCGUCUUGAAAAUAGAGGGACUGACGCUUAUUCAUCUAUUCUACAAAUUAAGGAUUUGGCUGACAGUGAUGCUGGCGCUUAUCGAUGUGCAAUUGUAAAUCCAUUUGGGAAAGGAAAUGCUAAUUUCAAUUUAAAAUUAACUGGUGUAUAUGCUGAUAUUUUCUUUAAAUAUUUUUAUUUUUUAGGCUUUAGUUCUCCAACUUUUAUUGAAAAACCACAAAUUUCUUCUCGAGAUGAUGGCCGUGUUAUGAUUAUGGAAUUUAAAGCUAAAUCAAUUCUUAAACCAACUUUUGUUUGGCAAAAAGGAGAUGAAAUUGUUGCUGAAUCUGAUCGAUACAAAAUUAUUUUGAAAGAAACCGGAAAUCACGAAUUUUAUGCGGCAUUAGAAAUUGUUGAACCAAAAAAGGAAAAAGAUGCUGGGCAAUUUGUUUGUACUGCAAAAAAUGAAUCUGGAAAAUUAACUGCUACGUUUUCUGUUAAAUUUGAAGUUCCCCAAGGAGCGCCUACUUUCACUCGAAAACCACAAAUUUUGCAGAAAACCUCUGAUUCUGGUGAUCCCGCAAUAGUUUUUGAUAUUGGCUUUCAAGCCGACCAAAAUCCUGAGGUUAUUUGGCUUAAUCCAAAAGGCAAAAAGAUGAAAGAAUCUAGCAGAAUUAAAUUUGGUUUGACUCCUGAUGGAGGUGCAAAUACAUACACUGCUCAAUUGGAAUUAAAGAACUACAAAGCAAAAGAUAGUGGGACAUAUACUUGUAACAUAAAAAAUGAUGCUGGGGAAGCAAAUGUUGAAUUAACGCUUAAUAUUGAAGGUGAUAUUAAAGAAGAAAUAAACGAGUCUUUUAUGGAAGAAAUUGAUAGACCGACAACUGUGGAUGAUUUUAAUUAA
Messenger RNA from Meloidogyne enterolobii, 1065 nucleotides. NCBI's taxonomy places the organism in Eukaryota, Metazoa, Nematoda, Chromadorea, Rhabditida, Meloidogynidae. The record is from the annotation of a GenBank genome assembly.